This is a messenger RNA of Microdochium trichocladiopsis, 2292 nucleotides long. Its product is annotated as P-loop containing nucleoside triphosphate hydrolase protein. The record is from RefSeq and is a predicted model, not a curated record. Lineage: Eukaryota; Fungi; Ascomycota; Sordariomycetes; Xylariales; Microdochiaceae. Gene Ontology annotation, biological process: rRNA processing. The coding region runs from base 180 to 2018 and encodes 612 amino acids. Gene Ontology annotation, cellular component: nucleolus. Gene Ontology annotation, molecular function: RNA binding; ATP binding; RNA helicase activity. The transcript is spliced from 2 exons.
GUUUUUUUCUUAGUGAGAGGCGAUAUCUUUUCUCCUCCCCCACAAUCGCUCUUUGAACACUCUGCUGCUGGAUCAUUUCAUUGUCCCUGGCCUCAUUCAAUAUUCUUGGGGACAGCCAGUCAGCCAAACUAGAGAGACAACCGGGCUUCCCGAGGCAACACCCGCCCGUCCCAGCCACCAUGUCGAAGCGCACGCUCGAGGACGUCGAGGACGUCGACGUCAGCAACGACGCCUCGCUGUCGCGCAAGAAGUCCAAGAAGGAGAAGAAGGAGAAGAAGAAGGCUGCUGCUGCUGCUGCGGGCCUGCCCACGCCUGCCGACACCGAGAACGCCACGCCCGUGACGACAGACGGGGAGGUGGCCGAGGAGAAGAAGAGCAAGAAGAGCAAGAAGGAGAAGAAGGAGAAGAAGCGCAAGGCCGAGGCCGAGGCCAAUGCGGAAGAGACAGUCACUGCGGAACCCGCGGCGGUGGAGGAGAAGGACGGCGGUGAUGAUGCUAUGGCGAUAGACACGGAGGAGCCCAAGAAGAAGAGCAAGAAGGACAAGAAAGACAAGAAGCGCAAGGCGGCGGCCGAGACGACAACGGCUACGGGAACAGAGGCCACAACCGAUGACAACAGCACAUCAACCACCCCGGCGACCACAAAGUACGAGCAGUCGUCGAGCCUGAGCGCGCUGCCGCAGUCCGAGAUCGACGCCUUCCUCAGCAAGCACGAGAUUGUCAUUACCGACCCGCUGUCGCCCAACGCCAGCACGCUGCGGCCAAUCACCGAGUUCUCGCACCUGCCCACAUCGACGCUCAUGUCCAAGAAGCCCUUCAAGUCGUUCAAGUCGCCGACGCCAAUUCAGGCCGCCUCGUGGCCGUUUGGCCUCUCCGGCCGCGACAUUGUCGGCGUGGCCGAGACGGGCUCCGGCAAGACGCUCGGCUUCGGCGUGCCCCUGAUCAACGCGGUCCUCGGCAUGCCCAAGCAGGAGCGGCCCGGGUUCAACUCGAGGAUCCGCGCCGUCGUCGUGUCCCCGACGCGCGAGCUGGCCAUGCAGACGAGCGAGCAGCUCACGACGCUGGGCGCCCUAGUGGGUCUCAAGACGGUCUGCGUCUACGGCGGCGCGUCCAAGGACGACCAGCGCACGCAGCUGCGCCGGGCGGACGUCAUUGUCGCGACCCCAGGCCGCCUCAAGGACUUCAUCGAGGAGGGCACCGCCAAGCUCGAGGGCGCGCAGUUUGUCGUGCUCGACGAGGCGGACCGCAUGCUGGACAAGGGAUUCGAGGACGACAUCAAGCGCAUCCUGUCGUGCGCCCCCGCCAAGGAGAGCCGCCAGACGCUCAUGUACACGGCGACGUGGCCGCAGUCGGUGCAGGCGCUGGCCUCGACCUUCAUGGUGAGCCCCGUCAAGAUCCAGAUUGGCGGCAACGCGAGCGGCGACCUGCAAGCCAACACGCGCAUCGAGCAGCGCGUCGAGGUGGUCGACCCUAGGUCCAAAGAGCAGCGCCUGCUGCAGCUGCUCAAGGCGGAGCCGCGCAACGAGCGCGUCCUCGUUUUCUGCCUGUACAAGAAGGAGGCCACGCGCGUCGAGCAGUUCCUCCAGCAGCGCGGGCUCAAGGUCGGCGGCAUCCACGGCGACCUGCGCCAGGAGCAGCGCACCCGCAGCCUCGAGGCGUUCAAGAAGGGAGAGACGCCCGUGCUCGUCGCGACCGAUGUCGCCGCUCGCGGGCUGGAUAUCCCAGAGGUCAAGCUCGUCAUCAACUGCACUUUCCCCCUCACAAUCGAGGACUACGUCCACCGCAUCGGCCGCACGGGCCGCGCAGGCAAGACGGGCCGCGCCAUCACCCUCUUCACCGAGCACGACAAGUCGCACUCGGGCGAGCUCAUCAACAUCCUGAAAGCCGCGGGCCAGCCCGUCCCCGACGACCUCAUGAAGUUUGGCACGACGGUCAAGAAGAAGUCGCACGGCACGUACGGUGCCUUCUUCAAGGACGUCGACAUGACAAAGAAGGGGACCAAGAUUACUUUUGACUAAAAAAGAGAGAGAGAGAGAGAGAGAGAGAGGGCGGCGAGGAGGAGGCGGCGGCGAAGGGAGCCGCGUGGAGGGGUUUGUGUGUGCAUAGGGAGAUUUGUAUAUAAAAGGGGGCGUUGCAGAGAGGGAUUAGAGAGACUUUGGCCUGUUGUUGGACGACCUGGCUGUCUCUAUCAUGGUACACUUUGAGCGCAUAAAAGCCCGAGAGAGAGAUAUGCUUGCUUGCUUGCUUAUUUGCCUGCUAAAUCACAAGACCAUCAAAAACAAGAUCCAGAAU